Molecule: messenger RNA, 1004 nt
Organism: Rhipicephalus microplus (southern cattle tick)
Lineage: Eukaryota; Metazoa; Arthropoda; Arachnida; Ixodida; Ixodidae
Source: RefSeq, a predicted model, not a curated record
AUGGAACGUCGCAGGCGAGCUCUGGUCCUGCUGGUCCUGUUCCUCGUGGAGUCAGCAUUCCUACCUGUCCAAUGCCAGGUAUUGAGAACCAACCACCCUCCACCCUUCAACUUUAGCAGCGGCAUCGUGCGGCUCAUCAUCAAAUCGUACACCGACGAGCUGAUCCGGGACCUCGGUGACAGUCCCGCGCUACGACUGAGCGAGUCGCAGGCAGAGUUCCUGCGUCAGCGGCUGGGACGCCUCUACGAGCACGUGCGCCGCCACCCGGCUCUCCACCAGCGCUACCUGUGGGUGGGACGGGACCAACCAGUGGCCAGCCCCGACGAGCCACCCUUGGCGUCGCCCGCCAGAUUGGAGACCGCUUCGACAGUGAGCAAGCGUGGAGACAGCAGACAGGAGCGGUCGUCGCCCCCACAGGUGCCCCAGGGCGGCGAGCGUGGCAGCGUGCGGGGCGUGAAGAGGACCCCUCCGGAGACGCCGAUAGCGCCCCUGUCGGAGGAGAUAUGCCGCACGAGCACCGCCUGGGAGCGGCUCAACGAAACGGUCGAUUCGUUCGGCAACGCCGUAGAGGUGGUCCAGGACGAGGCCUUUCCCCAGUGGGUCUUCUCGUACCGCUGCGCCUCGCAGGGCUCGUCCUGCGUCGGCAUUGACGCCAUGUAUAACAGCGAGUGCACGGAGCGCUCGGGUUUCAUGAUCCUGUACCACCGAAAGAGUGGCUCCGCCAACGACAGCCUACCAUCGUGGGGGGCCGUUGAGGUGCCGCAUCACUGCACCUGCAAGAUCACACCCAAGGUCAUCGCCGAGCGUUGAGCCGUCCACUCCACGCCUUGAAACAGAGCGGGAGGAUCUACCACAUUCAAGCGUGGAAAGUUUCCAGGAGACACACACGAAAGGGAAGACUGCUGACUCGAAAGCCACGUCCCAGAAAAAAAAUGAAAUAAAUAAAUAAAAACAUAUUGGGUGCUUAAAAAAGCACCCACUUCCGGUUUUGUCCGGUGCAAGCA